Messenger RNA from Fundulus heteroclitus (mummichog), 3612 nucleotides. It is a transcript of the gene adpgk, whose product is annotated as ADP-dependent glucokinase. Gene Ontology annotation, cellular component: endoplasmic reticulum. Bases 327 to 1811 code for a protein of 494 amino acids. Gene Ontology annotation, molecular function: ADP-specific glucokinase activity. The record is from RefSeq and is a predicted model, not a curated record. The transcript is spliced from 8 exons. Lineage: Eukaryota; Metazoa; Chordata; Actinopteri; Cyprinodontiformes; Fundulidae. Gene Ontology annotation, biological process: glucose metabolic process.
GCAUCCGGGGCGCAUGCGCGGCGACUUGAAGCGGCUGCUGAAUGGAGUGCAGGCUGUUGUGUAUGAGCCGCUCCUGUCACUCCCAGUUUAACACGUCUUCAAUGCAUUGUGCCGAGUCUUAACUUCUCCUCCUCGCUGCUUGUUGGCCGCGGAGUCAAACGGACCGAAUGUUCUUCCUGUGACUGAACCAGGAAACUGGACCGUCUUCCUCUCUAACAAAGCUGCACAUUACUGCCUGGUAAGGUACCGCCACGGCAACUAACGACAGCUCUGCUCUCGUCUUUAACUACCAAAUCUAUAUCCGGGCUGGUGUGUGUGGCGGCAUCAUGUGGAGGAAGGCUUCGGCGGCGCUCCUGCUGGCUCUGGCCGUCGGCUACUUCUACGGCGGCAGCCCGGAGCUGCCGGAGCAGCUCCUUCAGUACAUCGGCCUGCCAAACGUCCAGACGGCGUCACAGAGCGACAGCCUGGAGCAGGCCAUCUCUGCUGCCUGGGAGGCUCUGAUCACUCUACCAAGCAGGCAGUGGAGCAAAGUGGCCGUAGGGGUGAAUGCCUGCGUGGACGUGGUCGUCUCCGGCGUGGGACUGCUGCAGGCUCUGGCUCUGGAUCCUGGCACCGGCCGGGAUCACGAAGUCCUGCAUUCAAAGGAGGACUUGAAGGAGACCUUCAUCCACUUCAUGGAGCGGGGAGCAGCGGCAGAGCGGUUCUUCAGCGACGAGGAGGUGUUUCAGAGGAUCGCUCGUGCAGCGGCAGAGUACCCCGGUGCGAAGCUGUAUGUUGGAGGAAAUGCUGCCCUCAUUGGUCAGAAGUUUGCCACCUACCCGGAUUUGAUGGUUUUGCUGUGCGGGCCGGUCGGUCCUAAACUUCACGAGAUGCUGGAUGAGCAGAUCGUCGUUCCUCCAGAAUCUCUUCAGGAGACGGAUGAGUUUCACCUCAUCCUGGAAUAUAAAGCAGGUGAACAGUGGGCUUCCACUCAGGCGCCGCAGGCGAACCGCUUCAUCUUCUCCCAUGACGUGUCCAACGGGGAGAUGAGCUCCCUGGAGACGUUUGUGGCGAGCCUGGACGAGUUCCAGCCGGAGCUGGUGGUGCUGUCGGGGUUCCACAUGAUGGAGGGUCAGGGCAGAGAGCUGUGGGGGGAGCGGCUGAAAGAGGCUGUAGCAGCCGUAGCUGAUAUUCCGAAGGACAUUCCCAUCCACCUGGAGCUGGCCAGCAUGACUGAUAAAGACUUCAUGACGCGGCUCAUGCAGGAGCAGGUCCUGCCUAUUGUCAGCUCCGUGGGCCUGAACGAGCAGGAGCUGCUGUUCCUCUCCCAGGCCGGCGACGGCCCCCACGCCGCUCUGGCUGCAUGGAAGGGCAGCCCCGACGUGGGCCGCGUCUCCGACAUCCUCCUCUGGACCCUAGAGCGACACGGCCGCACCGACCCGUCCUCGGAGUCCGAGCUCACGCGCAUCCACUUCCACACGCUGGCCUACCACAUCCUGGCAACGGUGGACGGUUACUGGGGGAACCAGGCGGCGGCGGUGAUGGCGGGGGCCCGCGUGGCCAGCAGUCAGGCCUGCGGCCUCCGGGCUGUGGACGUGAGCAAAGUGGAGCUGAAGGCCCCGCUGGAGUUCCACAGCUCCCACUUUGAGCCUCGGGAGCAGCUGUCCGUGAACCCAGAGGAGCCCGUCACCGUGUGGCACCGGGGAAACGUCACCUUCCACCUGACCCCAGUGCUGGUCUGCAAAAGACCCCUCCGGACAGUGGGGCUCGGGGACGCCAUCUCAGCCGAGGGACUAGUUUACUCUGAAUUAAAGAGCCAGCAGCCCUUUUAAGGCUCCUUCACUCUGUGCGUCUGGGAAACGCUGACGGGAAGAACUGAAACUCUCAUCCGCAGCUCUGGUGGUCCCGGAGCCGGCUUAGACCUCCGUGUCCUGAUCCAGGUUCCUUCGUCCCAAAGAUCCGUUAUGUUUAAGUGACCUGUGUGAAAUAUUGAUGUCCCCCCCCACCACCACCACCACCAGCCUGGAAAGGCGGGCAGAACUGGAUGUCUGUGAGCCGCCAUGCAGCCGGACUCGAUGCACCGCGCGCAGCCCGAAGCCAUCCUCCCAAACCCCAAAGAGUUUAAUCAUCACAGCUACUUUACUUUAACCUGCAUAUCUUUAGUAUGCUGUGCCUUCAGUAAGAACCAGAGUUAUUAUUGAAUCCUUUCUUCAUAUUUUAUUAGAAAGCAGUAUAAAACUUCAGAUUAGUUGCCCUUUGACGUAGGUACUGUAUAAACUUGAAACUGUGGUAGAAUCUAACGUUUCUAGAAGUUCUCGGUGCGCUCACAUCUAAUAUUUACUUGAAAGUUCAUCCUCUUCUGGACACCAAACAUUUCUAAGUGCUUGACCGUAACAUGUCUGGUCAACUGGAUUGUUUUCUAAAAGUGAGAUUAUAACAGGUUCCUACUCCGUCUUGAAAGUUCUGAGAAAGCACGAAAUGUGCUCUUGUCAUUUUCCUCGUCUAGAUUAAUAAGUAUGGAAAAACCUUUGCUUCCAUGCUUUAUUCCUUGUUGUAGUUACUAAACAAUUAAGAAAGAAACCCAAAUUUUGUAAGGAAAAAAAUAAAACAUCACUGUCAAGAGUAUUAAAGACUAUAUAUUCUGUCUAGGAUAAUCCAUUCCAGAUUUUACAGUCCAGUAAUAAGCGGCGUUUUUGCUCUUUACUGUUUUAACAUCAUGUUCGCCACUGUGCUGGCUCGUGGAUUACAGUAUAAAAAACUGCAACUAAUAAAAUCCCACCAGGCAAAGGUUUUAUUUUGAAAUGUUCACAUUGCUUUAUAAUUUGUGGAAAAAUCUUGAAAUUUGUCACUGAACAAGUAUUUGAUUUUAAACUAGAAAAUGUGUAGGAUCCCUGUUUUUCUGUCUUAUUGUUUGACCAAAACACUCCCACUAUAAAAAAGAAAAGAAGAAGAGAUUUGAGUUUUAAAGCUCAAAAUGUUUCUUUUUUUCUUAGAGAUAGCUUACCAGUAUGGAUAGAACAAAGAUGUUUUAAAUGUUAUCCUGAAGCCGGUUCUUCUUUAUUGGCUAAAUAUCAGUUUCUAUUCCGAUGCCAGCUAACUAACCAGAAGGUUCUCAUAAGACGGCGUAAGUUAACGCGUCACAACAGCUGUGAUCAUAUGAUGUUCGAUACUGUACGUUUUUUGUUGAGUAGGUUCUUCUUUUCUUUUUUUAAUAAGAGACGGUUGUGUAAUAGAAAUUGUGAAACUUAUUCUAAGAAACUGAAAGGUUCUCACACAAAGAUACAUUUUCUUGGCUGUAAACUUAUUAAAUCCACACAUUAUGUCAGGCAUACAGAACACUCCGUUUGUUUACCUCAGACCGCCUCCUAAGGCAUGCAAUAAUCAUAGUCUUAAUGCAAGCUUAUAUCAAAAAGCCCACACAGCGUUUGGGGUUAGAAAAGUGAUUCUUUGCACUAGUAAAGAUAGGUGGCACGGUGAGCCUAUGGAGCGGACUUCCCAUUUAUUGUUUUUAUUUUUUUUUGUUUUGUUUUUGCGAGCACAAUCUGUUGAUCUUUACUCAUUUCAUUUUGUUGUCUGGAUCAUGUUUGUAAUGUGUAGCAAGUUUCAUUCCCUGGCAUUAAAACAUGGAUGGAA